UGGGUCCUCUAGUGCCCCAGACUUUGAGAGCUCCACCUAUGGAACAGUUCUGUACAUUCUGGAGGGAGACUUCUAUCUGCCGGAUCCACAUCUGCACUCCAACGAGUCUGAUGAGACUGAUCACCUGGCAAAGGCCUGUGUGAUGUUUGGAGAAAUUGCUGGGCCCUUGCUGUUUAAACCUCAACACAUGAAAAACCUGGUCAACUGCCUGGCUGCCAUUGUGCCAGCUUCAAACAUGCCAAACUCUAAUCUGGAAGGUAUCAUGGAGAGGUUUGCUUCUGGCAUCACUGUAGAAGAUACAUCCAGUGCUAUCAGAAGGGGAAACAUUGAGUACUAUGCCCAAGAAGUUGAGCUGAAUGCCAAGUUUAAAUUAUACGUCAAGAAUUGUUCUGCAGUGUUUGCAGGACACAACACAGUAGCUGCCCAGUUGAAAAUCAAGUCAAAGAGACCCUACACAAUCAUUGGUGGAGAUGAAGAGCUGCCGCUGGGAGAGGAGUUUCAGACCUUGGUGCGAUGUUUUAUUGACACUCGUGAGAAAAAACCCGAGAGGCGAUUCCUUCCUGCAGCCAAGCUUAUUGACCAGCUGUUAAUCUCCCUGGAGUGCAAGCGGCUGACAGAAGCUGCACGCCUGGAGAUGGAUGAACUCAACAUCAAGUGCUUCCAGGUUCUCCGAGCCAUCAUCCACAACGAGGAGCGGAGACUACCAGAAGGAUGGGAAACCAGGACAUCUGAGCAUGAGAUAGAAAAAGGGCUGAAGUUUGUGGCCUCCAUUCAGAAUAUGUAUGACCAGAAGGGGGCCAUCCGAAAGGCCCUGCCACACCUGGCCACCAGGAAUGAUCUCAUUGCCAAGGAGGUGCUGGGGUUUCUGUGCAUAAUGUUAUUCAAUGCCAACAACACAGUUCAGCAAUCCAUGCUGACCUACUUUUUCUCUACACGUGAGGAAGUGUUCUUUAUGGCUGUCAGAGAUCGAAUGGCUCUGUCCACAAACUCCAUCAAGGAAAAACGGUCUCUACAAACCCAGCAUGAAGCCAAGCUCAAGGAAUCUUCUGACAGUAAAAGAACAAAGAGUAUGUUCAUGGUGACACUGAUGGCUCUCAGGCAAAUUCAAGCUUAUGAGGAUGCAAUGAGACAGCAGAGACUGAGCGGCUGGGAGUCAGAAUCAGUGACCACUGAUACAUCAGCUUUUGAAUAUCGUAAUGAUGGCUACAUUGAACUGGUGCUCAAGGUCAUGGCCAGGAUGUGUGAUGGACAAAACAAACACUUACAGUUCACUGCUGUAAUUGAAACCCUGUUUUCAUGCUGUGCCAUUGUAAUUGAAACCAUGAAUGAGUUCACUGCUGGUAACCAAGACAACCGAGUGGUCAUCUAUGACAACAAAAUCAUUGACUACAUCAACUUCAUCCUGAGAUCUGGAGAGUUUGGGGACUGCUCCACGGAGAAGACUCUAGAGCUGAGAAAGAGCAUCUCCAACCUGGUCAUGAGUUUGAUAGAAGAGAAUGGUCCUGGUGCCACUGAGGUGGCCCUGACACUUUGGACAAAAAAGGCGGUGUUAGCAUUGAUGGCAAACUGCUAUGAGCGCCACCAGACGGACAAAACCAAGGUGAUGGAACUGAAAGCUCUGGAGGAGGCCAUGGCUGAUCCAAUGGGCUCUCAGGGAAAGCUGGCUUCAACCAGGAGUUUGAACAAAGGCAAGAAACUCUUCAAGGGUGUCAUGAAAAAACAGAAGGAAGAAUUUGCUGAGGACUACAUGGAUGUGGGGUUUGGGCUGUACCUGAUCCUGGCCAGGAUGUGUGAUAUUGACCCCAAGCUUCUCGAGUACUUGAGAAUGACCCCGUUACAAGCCAAAGCCUUCAGCUUCUACAAGAAGAACUGCAUGUCUAUAGAGAUUGUCAAGGAUGACUACCUGCAGAAGAUUAACUUCCGGGUCAAGAACAGGCGUGUUCUGCGUGAAGAGGUCAAAGAAAAACUCAAGUGGGGUGUUGAUCGGUCGUCUCCUAGCAACAAGAUCCGAGACCUGAUGGGCUGGACCAAGGACAUUAUGAAGGAUAUUGCCUACCAGCAGAAGAUCAUCAAGAAUCCACUGACCAUCAUGCUGACCAAAGGCUGGCUGGUGUGGAACCAUCUGAUCACAGUUCUUAGUUUUGCCAUCAACAUCCUGAUGCUGGUGACAUGGAAGGCCAAGGCGUCCCUGGAAACUCCUGGAAUUUUGAGGAAUACAACUGGCAUCCCACCCCUUCUCCGAGACCCUGUGCCAGACAUCACCACCCUGACCUUGAGUGAGUACUACAUCUCCAUCCUGGUGAUGGGCGGCACACACAACUUCCUCUCCCUCCUGGUGUUCAUCAGCUACUUUGUUUGCAACCAUCCCCGCCUGCCCAGCUUUCGCAGUGGCAUCAAUGCAUGCAAAAAACUGUCUCUAAGGAGAAAGCAGGAUGAUGAAGAGGAGGAAGACAAGAAGAGAAAGCACGUGUCUAAACUUGAUGCUCGAUUCUUCAGCGUGACCACAGUUUAUUAUGCUAUUUUCCUGGCUAUGUCAGUCGGAGGCACAUUCUCCAACGGUUACUUCUUUGCCUUCCACCUGCUGAACAUUGUCAACAACAACCAGCUACUUGGUGGGGUCAUCAAAGCUGUCACACAGAAUGGUCAAGCCCUGUUAUGGGUUGGAGUGCUGGGCCUUGUUAUCUUCUACCUCUAUGGAAUGAUUGGCUUUGCUUUGAUGAGAAGCAUGUUUGACCCCAGCGAUUACUUGUACUGUAACACACUGUGGCAGUGCACUGUAACAGUCAUCCGAUACGGCCUCAUUGGAGAUUUGUUUGAGGUGAUGAAGCCGCAUGGAAAUGAAAAAACAUUUGAGAAAUUUGGUAUCGUUGUCUUCUACCAUGUUUCAUUCUUCAUCUUCAUCACCACCAUUGGACUCAACAUCGUCCUGGGUAUCAUUGUGGACACAUUCUCCGAACUGAGAGACCUCAAAUGGACGGCCGAGUCAGACAUGAGGGAUACCUGCUUUAUCUGCAGCAGAAACUCCUACGACUUUGAGCACCAUGGCAAGGGCUUUGAUCACCACGUUCGCCAUGAACACAACAUGUGGUCGUAUAUUUUCUUCUUCAUCCACCUCAACGGCACCAAGAUCAACGACUACACAGCCCUAGAGAUGUUUGUCUUCAAGCUGCUUGGAAAGGAGAACUAUGAUUUCUUCCCCUUGGACCGAGCCCUCUCGCUGGCCUCCAUGGGUAAAGAUGCCACUGAGACCAAACUGGACGAUCUCCUGGGACAAGUGACCAGCAUUGUGGAGAAGCAGAAAGUUGAGGAACUGGAGAAAAAGAGACGAGAAGAACGGCUGAAACAGAAACAAUGGGAACAGAAGCAUCGUCUGAGCUCCUUCAGACGGCGGGCCCGUCUGCCGGGCCCUCCAGACCAAGAUGCAAGUGAUGUUGGGAAAUCACAGACUCUGGCCACAGACGACUCCCGGCUGAUGCAGAUCAGCUCUGUCCAGGGUCACAGACGGCAGAGUUCUACUGACUACACCCAACAUCGGCCGUCCAUUGCUGAUUUGGCUGCCAGAGUGAGUGAGUCAAUGAGACAUUCAGGCAUCACUGAUGGGCGCUUGGAGCAGGGGAGUCGACCAACAUUGGCAGAGAUUGGCUCCAGACCAAGUCUCUCUGACCAUGCCAGCCGGCUAGCCUACCUGGACAGUCGGAGGUCAAGCAUGGGCGACCACGGAGGUG
Candidula unifasciata is the source of this 3725-nucleotide messenger RNA. NCBI's taxonomy places the organism in Eukaryota, Metazoa, Mollusca, Gastropoda, Stylommatophora, Geomitridae. The record is from the annotation of a GenBank genome assembly.